Molecule: messenger RNA, 3740 nt
Organism: Camponotus floridanus (Florida carpenter ant)
Lineage: Eukaryota; Metazoa; Arthropoda; Insecta; Hymenoptera; Formicidae
Gene: conu
Product: rho GTPase-activating protein conundrum
Exons: 11
Coding region: 1592-3523 (643 amino acids)
Biological process (GO): signal transduction; regulation of small GTPase mediated signal transduction; regulation of actin filament polymerization
Cellular component (GO): cytoplasm
Molecular function (GO): GTPase activator activity
Source: RefSeq, a predicted model, not a curated record
AUGGCUUGCAUAUUUUUUUUUGUUAUUCAUGUUGAUCCAUAUUCAUAUUGAUUACGUGUCGUGUUUUUUUUUCUUUUUUUUUCUAGUUUUUUAUCCUACUUGUAAUAGCGUUUGCUCCAUUUGAUUCUCGGAAAAAAAGAAAUGAUAUAAUAGAUACGCGGAUAGAUGAAAUAAUAAUAGUAUAAUACGUAAAGUAAUAUUACAUUUUCAUAACUGGACUACGUGUUUCAAUAAGCCACGAGGAAUAUUUUAAUACAACUUGUUUCUAACGGAAGUUUAACAGUACAGGGCUAUCUUGUCGGAAAAUAUCUUAGCGUUAAUAAUCUGUAAUAUAAAUUCUCGAUGCAUUCGUGUAUCAUCAGAAGGGCAGAUUUCGGCGAUGGCGCCGAAAAACUCCGCCACUUGUCUGGCCUGGCGAUGAUGGCAUCAAUCCUGAAGUUGCCGCGGCGCAGGUGUCACUCGGGCAAAAAUGGCGUGUACACACACGCAUGCGUAUACGUGCGAUACGUGUCGUGUGUGCGCGCGCGCGCGCAGCAGGUCGCGUUCGCGCAACUCUUCUUCCUGCCAUGUGUUGGUUCGUGCGCGCUUGGAGGGACACGCGGCUGAUUAGAGGCGCGUGAGCGUGUCUCUCGCGAACGAGUGCACGCGCCCCCGCCUCCCCCGUCCCCGCCGCCGACGCGGUAACGCGUGGUUGUGUCGCGCGCUCGGAAUACAUCAGAGUUUCUCGGAAGCGGCCUCGAAGCUAGCCUCGAAAACUAUCGCGCGAACGGACAUCUCCAUCGGAAGCGUAGCGAUUAGCGGUUCGUCCUCCCUCCGUCCUUGUUUCUCUCGCUCCGUUCAAAUCGUCCCCGGUGCAUCUCGGGGGACUACGAUGAGCCUGCGCGCGUCAUUGACAGCUCCCCGUAAAGGAAUUCCGCUGAUGCCCCAUUCAUGAGAGAGUCCUGCGUCAGCGAUUGUUGGAUGUAAGUAGAUAUCGAGUUGGGUUAGGUUGCGCGAUAAUACGCGUUGUAUAUAUUUCGCGGUGUUUUGCCGCCUAAGAUACAUUUUUUUGUUAUAUAUAUACAUAUGUAUGUAUGUAUGUAUGUGUGUACGUGUCCGUAUAGUUGUGUAUGAGCUGCGUGUUUACAUGCGCGAGACGCGCCGCUAAGUGUGCCUCUUAUUAUUCAAGAGAGAGAGAGAGAGAGAGAGACGGUGUGUUACGAAUAAAUUACUGACGACUUCACAUUUAUCGCAUUUUUACUCGUAUAUUCGAUUACACGACCAAGAGAAACUGUUACGAUCUGUUUACGAGCGCGUUGGAAAUCCCACCUGUGUGAAAAAGUUAUGUAUACAUACGUAUAUGCACGCGACUUUAUUCAAGUUUGUUCAAGCUUCUCUAUUUUGUGGAAUGUGAUGAAACGAUGUGCGACGUUCUUAUGAUUUAAGAAAAAUUUUCUAUUGUGAAUAAGUGUUCAUGCUCUUUAACUAAGCUAACAUUAAGUAUCAAAAUAGGAAUAUAUUGGGAGUUAAAAAUUUAUAAAGAUUCUUUAGAAUUGGGACGCAAUAAUAUAUACAUAAAUAUAAUAUAUACAAGAAAGAGAAAAACGGAAACAUGGAUAGAGGACAUGGUGCCACCUACGCAGGAGGUGAUAACCACCUACUCGAAUACUGGGAGGAAUAUCAGAAAAUGAUAGAGGAGACAAAAAUGUUGGAUGAUUAUUUGGAUGAAGAAUGCAGUCCACGUAGUUAUGAUGAAGGGGAAGAAGAAGCUGACUGGUUACGUGCAGCAGGUUUAGGACAGUUAACAGAAGCAUGGAAAGCAGGAAGAGAGGUACAACCAGAAGAAUUAGGUGCAGCCUUACGUCCGCUGUCGCGAGCUCAGGCAGAAGCUGUGAAACGUCGCGUAAGAUCGCUUAAUCAUACAGUUAAGCAACGUUUUAAUCAGCGCCAACGUGUUCGUAAACCGGAUAUUAGAGAUGUCUUUAAAGAUGUAGAGGUAUCCAGUACAGGUACACGCUCACGUAGUGCUACUCCUGAUUCAUUGGAUUCGAUUCCAGGCGCUACAUCAGAAAAUGCAUCACCUCCUUCACCCCCGACAGUCAAUGUCAUUGAAGAUACACACCAAAACGCUAGUGUUCCGAGUUUUGUAUCCAUAUUCCAUCGAACGACAAAUGAGGGAAAAACAACAGUUCGUAGAACACCAAGUGCUCCGCAAACAGUGCUUAACUCUAUAUCAAUAUCUACUCCAACUCCUGCUGCACCUGUACAAGAGAUUUUCCGGAAAACCGGCAAUUGGUCGCGAGGGGAUGUCGCAAGUGAUUCUGAAGGGAUUCAGCUGACCGGUUAUCAUAGAUUGGGAACGAUACACAUUGCUAGACCAGUUCAAAGACAUAAUGAUGAUUUCAAUAGUGUGGCAAACACAGCGCAUAUAGAUACCGAGUCGGUUAGAAAAUUGACCGCACCAAAAGAAUCGACUCUUCGACGAAGUGCAGGAAGUCAUGCAACAGUAACUCGAAGUCAUAGCAGUUUAUAUGGCUUGACUAGGCCGGCAAAUGAAAAUUUAAUAGCUCGUCCAUUAAGUCGCACGUCGUCGCAUGGUCAUCUUAGUUUCGAGGAAAUGUGCAGAACUAAUGAAACUAAAUCUCAAUGGUCUUCCGACACUCUUGUAGCUCAUGACGAUUAUGCCCGGCAGGAUGUAGAAUUAUUAUCGCAACGAGAUCUUACAAGGUUGCAACCCCUAUUAUGGCUUGAGCUCACGGCAAUUUUCGAUAAAUAUAAUAUACCGCUCACGAGACGAAAACCUAAUAAACGAAGGAGAAAAACUGGAAAUUUGUUUGGCGUUUCUUUAUCGACACUAUUGCUCAGGGAUAGUCAAUUAACAAGCGAAGAGAAUAACAUACCGUUAGUAUUUCAAAAGAUUCUUAAUGAACUGACAAAACGUGGAGUAAAAGAAGAAGGUAUUCUCCGUGUCGGAGGCCAUAAGCAGAAAGUAGAGAUUAUUUGUACAGAGCUAGAAACAGAUUUCUAUUGUAAACCGAAAGAAAUGGACAAAUUGUUUAAAUGUACUUCCUGUCACGAUUUAUCAGCCAUUUUGAAAAGAUUGUUACGCGAUUUGCCGCAACCUCUUCUUACUGUCGAGCUGAUUGAUGCUUUCUAUCAAAGUCAUGGUGUGAAGAAUCCCAAUGACUUGGUAUAUUCUCUCAAUCUGCUGGUGCUAUUGCUGCCCGUCGAACAUCGGUGUACUUUAGAAGCAUUGUUGAAUUUCUUGAAACUGAUCAUUGAAAAUCAGGCAUCGAACAAAAUGUCAAUACACAAUGUGGCGAUGAUAGUGGCACCAUCUCUAUUUCCACCUCGCUACAUUCACCCUCGGGACCAUACCGAUCUGACCGCUCAAGUAAACAUGGCUGCCAUAUGCUGUCAGGUAACGGAAGCUCUACUUAAUAACGUCGACAAGUUAUGGUAUGUACCGACGGAACUUAUAAAUCAAUUACGGAGACAGUCCGAAGUGGAGAGAUAUCGUAAGUACAAAAAGAGAUAUUACUGAUUAGGAUCAGUUAAUUUAAAAUUUACACGUAACCUCAAACUUUGUUAUACUUUCAUAUUAAGUUGUAUAAAAUGUAUUAACAAAUCAAUUUUCAUAAGAAUUAUUUAUUAGUAAUUCUUAAAGGCAUUGAUAUAGUGCGUUACACGUAAUAUUACAUAUAAUGAUGGUGCCUGUCUGCAUAUUAUGAGAUCUGCAGCAUUUUGUCUUUAUUUUUGUU